This is a messenger RNA of Rotaria socialis, 291 nucleotides long. The record is from the annotation of a GenBank genome assembly. NCBI's taxonomy places the organism in Eukaryota, Metazoa, Rotifera, Eurotatoria, Philodinida, Philodinidae.
AUGAAAUAUUUAACAAUUUAUUUUCUACUCGUCAUUAUUAGUUGCUUGUUUGUAUUGCAAACAAAUGCAAUUUUUGGAAAGGGCAACAAGAAAGAAGAAGGAAAAGGUCAAUGUAGUUUAUACAAAGGUCGAUGUGGUGGUACAAUUAGUAAUACAUGCUGCAAAACACCUUACAAAUGUUCUAAACAAACAGAGGUUUGUGGCAAAGAUAAAUUAUGUUGUGUAAGUGAAGCUGAUAUUCAACGUCACAAACAGCAGACAGGUCCUUGGCUCAAAAAUAGAAAUGGCUAA